UUAUCCUGGGUUGUAUUUCUUGACAUGUUCAAAAUUAUGCUGUUCUUUUUUUAUAUGGCUGUACUUGGAGCGUACAGAAAUUCCCAGGCCAGGGAUCAAACUCACACUGCAGCAGCGACCCGAGCCACUGCAGUGACAAUGCUGGAUCCUAUGCCACUAUAGAACUCCAAAAUUAUGUUGGCAUUAAGAUGUGUAAUUGGUUAUAUUUAUAUAAAUCCCACAGUCUUAAUUUUUUAGAAGUGUAAGAAUUAUAACUAAAACAGCGGUGAAAAAGCAUCUGAGUAGCAAUUGGAAAUGAGUGUCCUGCUUACAAUAGAGUACUUCAUUUUUGUAUGGUUCUUUUGUGUUGCUAAGUUACCUAAAGCCCUUUCAGUUUUGAAUGGCAAGAAUAUGGGAGUUAAAAAUAUGUUGUCUUAUAGAUGUUUCUUUUUCAUUUUUCCAUCCCCAUAUAAUUAACAAACCCCUUGAAGCAAAAAUUACAGUUUUUCCUUUUAUGGGCUUCAAAAAACAAAUUAUUUUCUGUGUACGUCUUUAAAAUCAUGCAGAUGUGCUUAUGCUCAUGGGAGACUUGGAUUUUCAGCUUGAAAGCGCCAGUAAUUAUAGACUAGUCAUUGUCCCUUAUCUGAAGCCACUUAAUGAUCUUUAAUUGGAUUUGAUUGAAAUGAGGCCCGUGGAUAUUUAAUUCGGUUAAAAAUGUGCAUGCUUUUGAGUUUCUUGAGCAAAGCUAACAUAUUUUUGAGGAAAAAGAGUGAAAGUACCAUGCUGGUUAAAUCUAUGAAAAUGCCAUGAUAAAUCUGUAGCUAAAGAACAAGUACUUAUUUGCUGACAGAAUUAUAAACUACAUAAUAGGUAAUCAUAAAAUUAUUGACCCUUAUCCGUGAACAUAUCUAGGGUAUCAUUUUGCGGCAAAUUGAAGCCUGACUUACAUUCUUUUACUAAAAAUAUUUAUAAUUUGAAAAAUGUUAGCUAUCAUUUCUAAGUUGUUGGUGAUGAGAAAUACGAGUGUGAAAACAAAUAGACCGAUGAUGACUUGUUAGGUAAGAUCUGAACCGUUGCCCAGCGUGGCUAGGACAAAGCAUUCCCUUAAAGGUGAAUUGACUGUCUUGUCCUUAUUAAGAAGCUAAGCUGUUAUUAUCUUGAUCUUGAAAAAGAGUGACUGUGAAUGAGUGGAUCAGGUGCUCAUAAUGGGUUCCUCCUCCCCGCCCCUACUUGUUUAUAAGGCUGCACAUUACAGGGUUUGGGAUUCUGGUUCAGUAUCUUAGGAAAGUGUUUCCAUAGUCACAGCUACAGGGAUAUGUUACAAGCCUGGCAAGCGUGCUGUCUGUGCUAAGGAGACCACCACCUAAAAUAGCUCGGAAGAGACUGUUUCUGAUACCAGCUUAAGUAGUUUAAGCUGCAGCUGACAGCCUGCUUUAUCAUCUAUGUGGAAAUAAGAGAGUAACUUCUUGACUUUAUUCUCGUUUAAAGUUUAUAGUAAGAACGUUCUCUGGUUUUUUUGGGUGGAAAACCAGGUAGUUGGCUAAAAAAAACCUUAAUACCGGUUUUAAAGAAGGCUCUCUGACAUGAGUAACGUCAGAUGGAGAAGGCCCCCUGCUUCCACACACACAGAUCACUGUUGUAUAUGGUCUGGGCUUUUAUUUUGGAGCAGGGUGCAGUUGUCGUGGUGCUUGGAGAGCCCUGAAGAAGUCGUGUGGGUGGAGAGUUGGCUGAUGCUAAGUUGCUGUGAGCAGGUAGAGCUUUCAGAGCAGUGGUUUUAUUUGUACGGAGAUCCCUGACAGUCAUGACCGCUGGGAAAGAUAAAAAUUUUGAUGAUGAAGAUUCUGUGGAUGGUAAUAGGCCUUCUUCUGCCAGUUCCACGUCAUCCAAGGCUCCACCAAGCUCUCGGAGAAACGUUGGAAUGGGGACCACCCGCAGGCUCGGUUCAUCCACAGUUGGAUCCAAAUCUUCAGCUGCAAAAGAGGGAGCUGGUGCUGUGGAUGAGGAGGAUUUCAUCAAAGCGUUUGAUGAUGUACCUGUAGUGCAGAUUUAUUCCAGCCGAGACCUGGAGGAAUCCAUAAACAAGAUUAGAGAAAUACUGUCUGAUGACAAGCAUGAUUGGGAGCAAAGAGUAAAUGCUCUAAAAAAGAUUAGAUCUCUACUUUUGGCUGGUGCUGCUGAGUAUGAUAACUUCUUCCAACAUUUGCGUCUUUUGGACGGAGCCUUUAAGCUCUCUGCUAAGGACCUGCGGUCUCAGGUAGUGCGGGAGGCUUGUAUCACCUUGGGGCAUCUGUCGUCGGUUCUCGGGAAUAAGUUUGACCAUGGAGCUGAAGCCAUUAUGCCAACUAUCUUUAAUUUAAUUCCAAACAGUGCCAAAAUUAUGGCCACCUCUGGUGUCGUAGCUGUUAGGUUAAUCAUUCGGCACACACACAUCCCUAGGCUGAUACCUGUCAUAACAAGCAACUGUACCUCCAAGUCUGUCGCAGUUAGAAGGCGCUGUUUUGAAUUUUUAGAUUUACUCUUGCAAGAAUGGCAGACGCAUUCGCUGGAACGGCAUAUAUCAGUAUUAGCUGAGACAAUAAAGAAAGGGAUACAUGAUGCCGAUUCCGAGGCCAGGAUAGAAGCGAGGAAGUGUUACUGGGGCUUCCACAGUCACUUCAGCAGAGAAGCAGAGCACCUGUACCACACCUUGGAGUCCUCUUACCAGAAGGCACUGCAGUCCCACCUGAAGAACUCAGACAGCAUCGCGUCUCUGCCACAGUCUGACCGCUCGUCUUCCAGCUCGCAGGAGAGUCUCAACCGGCCGCUCUCUGCCAAAAGAAGUCCCACGGGCAGUACCACCUCGAGAGCUUCCACAGUUAGCACCAAAUCCGUGUCAACGACUGGGUCCCUGCAGCGGUCUCGGAGUGACAUUGACGUGAACGCGGCCGCCAGUGCCAAAUCGAAGGUCACCUCGACUCCGGGCACCACGCCUUUCAGCUCCGCAGCGGCCUUGCCUCCAGGGUCCUACGCGUCCUUAGAUGGUACUGCCACUAGAGCGGAGGGUCGGAUCCGCACAAGACGGCAAAGCUCGGGGAGCGCCACCAACGUUGCCUCCACACCUUCCGACAGCCGGGGCCGCAGUCGAGCUAAAGUGGUGUCACAGUCUCAGCGAUCCAGAUCUGCUAAUCCUGCUGGUGCUGGCAGCCGAUCAAGUUCCCCAGGGAAGUUGUUGGGCAGCGGUUACAGUGGCCUGGCUGGGAGUUCCUCAAGAGGCCCGCCUGUGACACCCUCUUCAGAAAAACGAAGCAAGAUUCCCAGGAGUCAGGGGUGUAGCCGGGAGACAAGUCCAAGCCGCAUAGGAUUAGACCGAUUUGGGCUUGGCCAGGCAGGAAGAAUACCCGGUUCUGUGAAUGCCAUGCGGGUCUUGAGCACAAGCACAGAUCUGGAAGCCGCUGUUGCAGAUGCUCUGCUGUUAGGAGACUCCAGGAGCAAGAAGAAGCCUGUGCGGAGGCGCUAUGAGCCAUAUGGGAUGUACUCUGAUGACGACGCCAACAGUGAUGCCUCGAGCGUGUGCUCUGAGCGCUCGUACGGCUCUAGGAACGGCGGCAUUCCGCACUACCUGCGGCAGACAGAGGACGUGGCCGAGGUUCUCAACCACUGUGCCAGCUCCAACUGGUCAGAGAGGAAGGAAGGGCUCCUGGGCCUGCAGAACCUGCUCAAGAGCCAAAGAACGCUGAGUCGAGUGGAAUUGAAAAGGCUGUGUGAGAUUUUCACCCGGAUGUUUGCCGACCCUCACAGCAAGAGAGUUUUCAGUAUGUUUUUGGAGACUCUUGUGGAUUUUAUAAUAAUUCAUAAGGACGACCUGCAAGAUUGGCUUUUUGUUCUUCUCACACAAUUACUUAAGAAAAUGGGAGCAGAUUUGCUUGGAUCUGUGCAAGCAAAAGUUCAGAAGGCCCUCGAUGUCACAAGGGACUCCUUUCCAUUUGAUCAACAAUUUAACAUUUUAAUGAGAUUUAUUGUGGAUCAAACGCAAACUCCUAACCUCAAGGUCAAGGUCGCAAUCCUGAAGUACAUUGAGUCUCUUGCAAGGCAGAUGGACCCUACGGAUUUUGUAAACUCCAGUGAGACAAGGCUUGCUGUUUCUCGAAUCAUAACCUGGACAACAGAACCAAAGAGUUCAGACGUGAGAAAGGCAGCACAAAUUGUGCUAAUCUCUCUGUUUGAAUUGAACACUCCCGAAUUUACCAUGUUACUUGGUGCCUUGCCAAAAACAUUCCAGGAUGGUGCCACCAAACUCCUGCACAACCACCUCAAGAAUUCCAGUAACACCAGUGUGGGCUCUCCGAGCAACACCAUUGGCCGGACUCCCUCCCGACACACCAGCAGCAGGACCAGCCCCCUGACCUCACCCACCAACUGUUCCCAUGGGGGCCUGUCUCCAAGUCGGUUGUGGGGUUGGAGUGCCGAUGGGUUAUCGAAGCACCCACCUCCCUUUUCCCAGCCUAACUCCAUCCCCACCGCUCCUUCCCACAAGACUCUCAGGCGCUCUUACUCUCCCAGCAUGCUGGACUAUGAUACAGAGAACCUGAACUCUGAAGAAAUCUAUAGUUCUUUGCGUGGAGUGACAGAAGCCAUUGAAAAGUUUAGUUUUCGAAGCCAAGAGGAUCUGAACGAGCCCAUUAAAAGAGAUGGCAGAAAGGACUGUGAGAUUGUGCCCCGAGACGGCGGUGUCGCCUCUCCUGCCACUGAGGGCCGGGGUGGCAGCGACGUGGUGGCAGGAGGUCGGACAGCUCUGGACAACAAGACUUCCCUGCUCAACACGCAGCCCCCAAGAGCCUUCCCAGGGCCUCGGGCUCGGGACUACAGCCCCUACCCCUACUGCGAUGCCAUCAGCGCCUACGACAAGACGGCACUGCAGGAGGCCGUGUUCGACGACGACAUGGAGCAGCUGCGAGAUGUGCCCAUUGACCACUCGGACCUGGUGGCAGACCUCCUGAAAGAGCUGUCCAACCACAAUGAGCGAGUGGAGGAGCGGAAAGGCGCCCUGCUGGAGCUGCUGAAGGUCACGCGGGAGGACAGCCUGGGCGUCUGGGAGGAGCACUUCAAGACCAUCCUGCUGCUGCUGCUGGAGACGCUCGGAGACAAAGACCAUUCCAUCCGAGCCCUGGCAUUGCGAGUCCUGAGGGAAAUUCUGAGAAACCAGCCAGCGAGAUUUAAAAACUAUGCGGAGCUGACCAUCAUGAAGACUCUGGAAGCCCACAAAGACUCACACAAGGAGGUGGUGAGGGCCGCGGAGGAGGCCGCGUCCACGCUGGCCAGUUCCAUCCACCCGGAGCAGUGCAUCAAAGUGCUGUGUCCCAUCAUCCAGACGGCCGACUACCCCAUCAACCUGGCCGCCAUCAAGAUGCAGACCAAAGUCGUGGAGAGGAUCGCCAAGGAGUCCUUGCUGCAGCUUCUCGCCGACAUCAUCCCGGGCCUGCUGCAGGGUUACGACAACACGGAGAGCAGUGUGCGCAAGGCCAGUGUGUUUUGCUUGGUGGCAAUUUAUUCCGUAAUCGGAGAAGAGUUGAAGCCUCACCUGGCACAGCUCACAGGGAGCAAGAUGAAGCUACUCAACUUAUAUAUAAAGAGGGCCCAGACCACGAACAGCAACAGCAGCUCCUCCUCCGAUGUCUCCACACACAGCUAAUGGCAGCGCCAGUCUCUCUAUAGCCCUGGAAGCAAUCGGUGGUGCCUCUUAGAGACCUCGUCCCUUCCCCCUAUUGGCUGCCCAGUCAGUACCAGGAGGCCCGCAAAUAUUUAUUACAAUCAGUAUUUUGAUCCCUUCCAGCUUUUGUGUAGAAUCAUACUGGUAUUGAAUGUAAAGGAAGCAAGGCCUGUGUCACAUCUUCAUACAAAGCAAAACAAAAGAAAUACGAAAGAAGAGCCAUACUCCAAGCCGUCUCGUCCAGCCUGCUGAGCUCACAGAACCGUGCGUGGGGGGUGCCGUCGUUCACAGUCAGAGCUCCCUAGCCGAUGCGUGGUAGAAAGUAGCAUUUUCUCUUCAGUUAAUAACAGAUUUGAGGAGGGUGUGUUAAUGUGUAUUUCUCUUUCUGAGACUGGCCCGUGUGGGACAAAGCUGACACCGUGAAAGGGUUUCGUAUGUUUCCAGCUGUAUUUUGUGACUUACUAUGAAUAUGAAUCAAGUCUUGGCAAGAAAAUGGGAGGAGGCAAGCCUGAAGAUGGCCUUUUAUUGGACGGUGGUGUUUUGCUUAGAGUAAGUCCCUAGACUGGAGGCUGCCCGCCCGCCCCGCUUGCCGGGCCCUCGGAACACCCCCAGGCCCAGAGCUGCUGCAGGAGAGGCUGCUUCAAGGGUAGAUCCAAACGUAGCAAUCAAGGUGAAUUGAAGGCAUUGGUCAGUGUGUGCUUCAUGAAGCACUGAGGGUGCAGGCAGGUUGUUUGCCCUGCUGCUGAGAUCCAGGGGAACCUGCUUCUCCCGAACCCCUGGCUUGUGCUUCAGACUCAGUGCCAUCCGGUUUCCCUCCCCAGCCUUUGCUCCAUUCUCACAUGUUCUCAGUGAAUCUAUUCAGGUAAAUGGCAGCUCUGCCAUCGCAAUUUUGUGUUUAAUUUGGGAUUGGGAGCAAAGAAAAGUCUAGAGAGAGCAGAAUCAUUUUUAAAAAUGCGAUGGACUGAAGUACUUCCUUGAUCAUCUGUUUGAAACAGUCUUUUGUUUAAGGGGGAAAAAAUUGUGUGUAGCAAAUGGCAGGAAAACAGAAUUUGAAACACAAUUUUAGAGUCUAUUUCCUUUUCUUCAGUGAGGAACGUACCUUUUUCAAGUUUUUUCUUGAGGGUUUCAUGGCCUCAAAAAAAGCAGCUGUAGAUUUAGAGUCUGGUUGGUUAAGUUUCAAGUAAAAAUUGGAAAUUCCUAAUGCGGUCAUGAAGACGUCUCUCACGUUCUAUUUUAGAUCCUCUAAACUGAGCUAUAUGUCCGUCUUUCCGUGUGGAGGUUGAUCCAAUUCAUUUUCCUGUGCCCGUUCUUGUCAGGCAUUCAUGGCUCCGGUGCAGAGCCCGUGGCUGCCGCAUCCCGAGGCAGAGUCUGCGUGGUUCUCCCCACGGAGCCAUGCGGACCCUCCAGCCUUGCUGGUGGAACUUGGGGGAGACUCUGUAACAAAACAUGACUUGUUUUCGUUCAGAAUUUAUUUUAGGUAUUUUAUUUGGAAAUAGGCACUGACAAUGGAGGUCCAGGAACAGGGAGGCCAGGGUGCCUUCACUGCGUGUGUGUCUGUGUGUGUGUAGGGUGGGUCUUGUACCUGUCGCACUACCCCACUGCUGCUGUGAGGGAACUUCAAGGGUGUGUUUUAAGUGGUUGAACAUUAUCGAUUUCUUUUUGGCUCAGAACAGAGCGGGACCAGGCCUUACUUCCAUUGAUAACGACCGUUUGUCUGUUUAUCUGUCAUUAAUGGGAUUUCCUUUUCACACUCUACAGAUGAGUCAGUGUCUUUUGAUGACUCCUCUGUUGCAGAAACUGGCUUCCUGCUGGGUUAUUUAUGAGUUCCUUCUUGCUGGGCGCCUUAGAAAGGCCCUUCUCCUUGGGUUCCUGGGUGCCCAGGUCCUCCCAGUGCUCACAAAGGGCUUGCCUCUCCCGGCACCUGUUCAACCUGGACCUCCCGGCAAGGGCAGCCACCACCCGGGUCCCUGGGCCUCUGAGGACACCUGCACGCCGCCACCUCCCGGGGAGGGGCCGCCCCCUCCGGACAAUACCCUGCCUUGCCACCGCCUCCCUGCAGGCCUCCUGUUUGGAUGAACAACAGAAUACAGCGCCCAGAAUCCUGCCUCCCCCUUUCACCUGACCGUUCAGACCCCGACAAGCCCACUGACACAGCUGGGGCCCGGCGGUCUGGCUCCUGCCCUCCCUGGCCACAGCCUCCCGGGACCAGGUGCUGCCCCGACUGCAAUGGGGUUGCCCUGGUUCCUCUCUAGACCUUUUUCUUUCCCUGCCGCUCGUUAUUUAUCAAGCCUAAGACGACACAUUAAAGAGCAGCAAAUAAGAACUUUGUAGAAUCCCACUGAGACUUUGCUCACAAUAUUUGGAAACGAAAAAAAAAAAAAAUGCUCUGAAAAAUAUCAGCCACCAAAAUAGUUUUGUCGGCACUGUGUCCACACGCAUGGUCCCCACACCCCCAGGUUGGGUUUUUGGUUUUUGUUUUUUUGGGGCUUUUUCAUGUUACAUCCAUAUCUGUAUUUAUAUCUUAUUUGUUUCACUUUCAAGUGUAUCAUGGCAAAUGUACAGAUUUUUUUUUUUGUUAAUAAUGUGCUAGGAUUUGCUAAAAAAGAAAACAAACAAAAAAAAACCCUUUUGAGUUUGCCCUAGAAUAAAUAAGACUUAAUUGAG
Molecule: messenger RNA, 8329 nt
Organism: Sus scrofa (pig)
Lineage: Eukaryota; Metazoa; Chordata; Mammalia; Artiodactyla; Suidae
Source: RefSeq, a predicted model, not a curated record